Molossus molossus (Pallas's mastiff bat) is the source of this 3412-nucleotide messenger RNA. RefSeq names its product MAM domain containing 4 (gene MAMDC4). Gene Ontology annotation, molecular function: protein binding. Lineage: Eukaryota; Metazoa; Chordata; Mammalia; Chiroptera; Molossidae. The coding region runs from base 1 to 3405 and encodes 1134 amino acids. The record is from RefSeq and is a predicted model, not a curated record. Gene Ontology annotation, cellular component: membrane. The transcript is spliced from 27 exons.
AUGCCUCUGCCUGGCUGCCUCCUGCUUGCCCUGGUCCUGCUCCUGGCAGGGUUCCCAGGCUGGGCCUGGGUCCCCAGCCACUGCAGUACCCCCAGCGACACCAUGUGCAACUUUGUGUGUGACUGCAGGGACUGUUCCGACGAGACUCAGUGUGGUUACAAUGGGGCUUCGUCUGCCUGGGGCGUCCCCUUCGCCUGCGACUUCGAGCAGGACUCCUGUGGCUGGCGAGACAUCAGCACCUCCGGCUACAGCUGGCUCCGAGACCGGGCAGGGGCUGCACCCGAGGGUCCCGGGCCACGCUCAGACCACACUCUCGGCACUGACCUGGGCUGGUACGUGGCUGCUGGCACUCACCGUGGGAAAGAGACGUCCACUGCAGCCCUGCGCUCCCCUGUCCUGCACGAGGGGGCCCCUACCUGUGAGCUGAGGCUCUGGUACCACGCAGCCUCUGCAGAUGUGGCUGAGCUUCGGCUGGAGCUGACCCACAGCACCGAGACGCUGACCCUGUGGCAGAGCUCAGGACCCUGGGGCCCAGGAUGGCAGGAGCUGGUGGUGGCCCCUGGCCGCAUCUGGGGUGACUUCUGGGUGACCUUCUCUGCCACCCGAAAUGCCACCCACAGGGGCACUGUAGCCUUGGAUGAUGUGACCUUCUGGGGCUGUGGGCUGCCCACCCCCCAGGCAAGCUGCCCCCUGGGGCAUCACCACUGCCGGAACCAGGCCUGCGUGGAGCCCCACCAGCUGUGCGAUGGAGAGGACAACUGUGGGGACAGCUCCGAUGAGGACACACCCAUGUGCAGCCACUACCUGUCCACUGACUUUGAGAAGGGCCUGGGCCUGUGGGACCACUUGGAGGGCUGGACCAGGAACCACAGUGCCAGUGUCCCUGAACUCCCUGCCUGGCCGCGCCGAGACCACAGCCAGAACAGCGCCCAGGGCUGUUUCCUGGUGUCUGCGGCUCAGCCCAGCGCCCCUGCCGUCCUCCACAGCCCCGAAUUCCAAGCCCCGGGUCCCCACAACUGCUCGCUCAUCUUCUAUUACUACCUGCACGGGUCCGAGGCCAGCCGCCUCCAGCUGUACCUGCAGGCACAGAACCCCAGUGGCCCCCGGGACCCUGUCCUGCUGCGCAGGCGCCACGGGGACCUGGGGGCCGCCUGGGUCCGAGACCGGGUUGACAUCCAGAGCAAACGUCCCUUCCAGAUCCUCCUGGCCGGGCAGACGGGUCCUGGGGGUGUUGUGGGCCUGGAUGACCUCAUCCUGUCUGAUGGCUGCAAACCAGUCCUGGAGGGAUCCCGCUGGCCCCCUGGGCUCUGGGCCCCAGGCCCCAGGCCCCAGCCCACUGGCCUGCAGCCCCAAGGAUCCUGUGAGCCAGGACAUCUGUCCUGUGGCGACCUGUGUGUCCCCCCGGAGCAGCUGUGUGACUUCCAGCAGCAGUGUGAGGGGGGCGAGGACGAGCAGGAGUGUGGCACCUCGGACUUCGAGCUGCCCACCGCCGGGGGCUGGGAGGACACCAGCGUGGGGCGGCUGCAGUGGGGCCGUGUCCCCGCGGAGCAGGGCAGCGGCCCUGGCACGGACGCCGGCGGGGCUGCUGCUGGGCACUUCCUGUCCCUGCAGAGGGCCUGGGGACAGCGGACCACAGAGGCCCGCGUCCUCACCCCCCCGCUGGGCCUCUCAGGCCCCCACUGCGAACUCCACAUGGCUUACUAUUUUCAGAGUCACCCCCAAGAGGUCUCCUGUAACUUCGAGCGGGACCUGUGCGGCUGGCACACAGGCCACCUCACAGAUGCCCACUGGCAUUGGACGGAGAGCCAUGGCCCUGGGUACGACCACACCACAGGCAAAGGCUGCUUCAUGCUCCUGGACCCCACGGACCCUCCAGCCCGGGGCCCUGGUGCCCACCUGCUCACCCAGCCGCAGACACCAGCAGCCCCUCAGGAGUGUCUCUCCUUCUGGUAUCACCUCUAUGGGCCCCAGAUUGGGACACUGCGCCUGGUGAUGAGACAGGAUGGGAAGGGGGACACACACCUCUGGUCGAGGUCAGGCACCCACGGCAACCGUUGGCACGAGGCCUGGGCCACCCUCCACCACCAGACAUUAUCUGGCGCCCAGUACCAACUGCUGUUCGAGGGCCUCCGGGACGGGUACCAUGGCACCAUGGCGCUGGACGAUGUGGCUGUGCGGCCUGGGCCCUGCUGGGCCCCCAAGCACUGCUCCUUUGAGGACUCGGCCUGCGGCUUCACCGGGGACUCCUGGACUCGCCAGGCCAACGUCACGGGCCAUGCCGCCCUGGGCCCCCGAGCUGACCACACUAUGGAGACAGCUCAGGGGCACUACAUGAUAGUGGACACGAGCCCACAGGCCCUACCCCGAGGCCACAUGGCCUCUCUGACCUCAGAGGAGCACAGGCCCCUGACCCAACCUGCCUGCCUGACCUUUUGGUACCACCUGAGCCUCCGAAACCCAGGCACCCUGCAGGUGCACGUGGAGGAGGCGGAGAGGCGCCAGGUGCUGAGCGUCAGCGACCACGGAGGGCUUGCCUGGCGCCUGGGCAGUGUGGACGUGCAGGCCCAGCGGGCCUGGAGGGUGGUGUUUGAGGCCGUGGCUGCUGGCGUGGAGCACUCCUACAUGGCGCUGGACGACCUGCUCCUCCAGGACGGACCCUGCCCUCGGCCAGCUUCCUGUGACUUCGAGACUGGCCUAUGUGGCUGGAGCCACCUGCCCUGGCCUGGCCUGGGUGGGUACAGCUGGGACUGGAGCAGCGGAUCCACACCCUCCCAGUACCCCCAACCCCCUGUGGACCACACCUUGGGCACUGACACAGGCCACUUUGCUCUCUUCGACACUGGCGUGCUGGGUGCAGGGGGCCGGGCGGCCUGGCUGCGGAGCCAGCCUCUGCCUGCCACCAAGGCCUCCUGCCUCCGCUUCUGGUACCGCAUGGACUUCCCCCAGCACUGCUACAAGGGCGAGCUGAGGGUGCUCCUGAGCAGUGCCCGAGGCCAGCUGGCCGUGUGGGGUGCUGGCGGGCGCCAGCGGCACCAGUGGCUGGAAGGCCAGGUGGAGGUGGCCAGUGCCGAGGAGUUCCAGAUCAUGUUUGAAGCCACUCUGGGUGGCCAGCCAGCCCUGGGGCCCAUUGCCCUGGACGACGUUGAGUAUCUGACCGGGCAGCGUUGCCAGCUGCCUGCACCCAGCCAGGGGGACACAGCAGUGGCCAUGGUGGUACCAGCCACGGUUGGCAGCACCCUCCUCCUCCUGCUCCUGGUGCUGCUUGGACUCCUGGGGUGGCAUUGGCUGCAGAAGGGGGGCUACUCCUUCCAGGACAGGACAGCGGCCUCAGCCCCUGGCUUUGACAAUGUUCUCUUCAAUGCGGAUCAAGUCACCCUGCCAGCACCUGCCACCAGUGACCCAUAGACACAGA